Molecule: messenger RNA, 1266 nt
Organism: Olea europaea var. sylvestris
Lineage: Eukaryota; Viridiplantae; Streptophyta; Magnoliopsida; Lamiales; Oleaceae
Product: bZIP transcription factor 2-like
Exons: 1
Coding region: 455-1054 (199 amino acids)
Biological process (GO): positive regulation of DNA-templated transcription
Cellular component (GO): nucleus
Molecular function (GO): transcription cis-regulatory region binding; DNA-binding transcription factor activity
Source: RefSeq, a predicted model, not a curated record
CCAUAUGAGUGUGGGACACUUCGAUAUAAAAAAAAUUAUGUACAAGUAAUGUUAUUCAAAAGAAAAAUAAAAAGUUGAGACUAAUCAGUAAGCCGUGAAGCCGAUUGAUACAAUAGCUCAUGAGCUUUGACAGCUCAAUCCACUCAUAUCGGCGCAUCAAGCCGAAGCCGAUAAACUCCAUCCACAAUCAGCUUACAAAUAAUGGAAACGAAAGGAAAGUGGGACCCACAUCAAUAUUCCUUCAUGACUAAGCCUGUCUGGGCCCCACUAAUUACGCAAGGCCCAUGUACUCUUUGGAAAAGCCAAGCCUACUAGCCCACCACUAUUAGUGCGAGCUGACUCAAAAGCCGAAUGGGACCCACCAAAUUUGCUCCAUAAAUAGCACCUCUUGCCACUCGUUUCUUCCCUUUACUCCUCCUAACCUCCUCCACCCCCUAUAAGCGGUUUUCCGGCCAUGUUGUCCACGUUUCCAGCAUCAGAAUCCUUCUUUGGAAACCCAUUCCCCACCUUUGAAAGUGGUUUCACACCUUGGGAUUCCCAAGAACCGCCGUCUUUCUUUCCACCGUCGCCGAAGGAACCUGUAAAACCACCACAAGAACCGGUUAUUUCUAAACCCGGUUCGGAUAACUCGAAACCUCGUAAAUCCGGUUCGUUUCGCUCGAAAAACUUAAUAUCCGGUUCUGGUAAAACUAAACGUUCAGGUGACAUAAUUGAUGACCGAAAGCGGAGGCGAAUGAUAUCGAACCGGGAAUCAGCAAGGCGGUCUCGAAUGCGAAAACAGAAAGAUCUGGAGAGCUUGAGGGAUAAAGUUAGCCGGUUUAGGAUUGGAAACCAAGAACUGAUGAACCGGCUGAGAUUGAUAUCGUAUAACGACCAAAUUAUAAGGAGAGAAAAUGAUCGGCUCCGGUCAGAGUCCGUCGUGCUCCGGCAGAGAUUGUGGGACAUACGUCAAAUACUGCUUGUCCGGCAGCUUCAGCAGCAGUUAAAUUCCUCUUCAUGGCCAUGCAAUAACAUUAAUGGAGAACAUAUAACUCAUCAAUCAAUAAUUUCAUAAAAUAAAUAAACGUAGGCACGCUUUUAGCUGCUUUUUUAUUUCGACCGCACAUUUUUAUAUGCUAUCAAGAAAAGUAGUUAUUUAUCAAGCACUCUAAAACCAGGCAAACUCUAUCACUAUGAGUCUCUAUCUCUAUGUAUCAUUUUGUAGUAAAUUAAAUUUACUAGAGCAAUAAUUUAGGAAACAAUGGAAUUUCGGAGUUGAUUAUUGUG